AUGGUGUCAAGGGCAUUGUCCAUGGGCCUCCGCGCCUGGCAGUUGAUCUGCGCCGUCAUUGUCACCGCAUUGAUGGGUAACAACAUUGCGCGUGCCACGGCCGGAACCCACUCAAUCAUCAACUACUCGCUCUUCGUCGGCGUCUGGUGGCUGCUCACCCUCCUCUACUUCCUGCCCACGUCCUUCAUCGAAAGGUUCAGUAUUCCCGUUGUCGACAUUGCUCUCGAUGCCCUCAGUGUCAUCUUUGGCUUCUGCGCUGCCGUCGCACUUCCCUCGUACAUUGGUGCCCACAGCUGCUCCAACUCGGCAUACACACACUCCAACAGCGUCCUCAACAGCUCGCCAAACACUGAGCAAAACUGCCGUCAAGCCCAGGCCACCACCGCCUUCCUCUGGUUCGGAUGGGCCGCCUUUGUCGCCACCCUCGCCUUCAACCUCAUGAAUGGCCGUGGCAGCGGUGCCAACCUCCGUAGCACCCGCCGUGGUCCCGCCAUGAGCCAGGUCUAG
Molecule: messenger RNA, 507 nt
Organism: Bipolaris zeicola 26-R-13
Lineage: Eukaryota; Fungi; Ascomycota; Dothideomycetes; Pleosporales; Pleosporaceae
Exons: 3
Coding region: 1-507 (168 amino acids)
Biological process (GO): protein localization to plasma membrane; eisosome assembly
Cellular component (GO): eisosome; plasma membrane
Source: RefSeq, a predicted model, not a curated record